Messenger RNA from Dentiscutata erythropus, 1191 nucleotides. NCBI's taxonomy places the organism in Eukaryota, Fungi, Glomeromycota, Glomeromycetes, Diversisporales, Gigasporaceae. The record is from the annotation of a GenBank genome assembly.
AUGUCAACAUCAUCAUUAGAAAUAAGAACAAAUCAAUUUCAUACAUCACGUUCACCUAUAUCACCAGUAUUUUCAGAUGUGUCAGGAUCACGUCAAGGAAUUUUAAUAGACAUAGCAUGUAUAAUAAUCACUUUAUUAUCAUUAACUUUGUUUAUUACAUUAGCCGCUUUAACUGGUUAUUAUGCUGAAAUUGAAGAUUUUGAAACUGCAAAUAAAUUUUUUACUUCUCAAAAUCUUGCUUGGUUCGUAUGGGCUAUUUUUUAUGUGAUUAUUAUGUUAUAUCUUUGGAUUAGAUUUAUUGGACUUGCUUGGGAUAAUAUGUCGGAUUUGGAACGUUCUCACGUAAUUAAAAGUACUGAGCUUCAAAUUAAAUUGGAUCAACUUAAACGCGGAUACGCGUCUAUGCCACUUUCAUCAGCAAGGUCAAUGAUAAAAGAUAGCGAUCGAGAAAUAAAUUCAGAUCAAAAUAAUCAAUCAAAUGAUCGAAAACAAGAGGAAGAAACCAAUAAUGAUAUUAUAAAUGAAAUUUCUGAAAAAUUAAAUGAAGAAGAUUUGAUAAAUUUCAAUUACAUAAAACCAAAAUAUCAUCAUCAAAAUAAUAAUUCAUUUGGAGGAUCUACCGUUAAUGUUAAAUAUGAUGAUCAAUUUUUUACAAGUCCUUAUCCUUCAAAUUUUAAAGAUAAUGAUAAUAAUUCAGUAAUUGGUACUAGUUCAAUCCCAUUUAUUAACACAAAUAUUACUAUAACAAAUGAUCCGUUAAAAAAAUUUCCUCAAAAUUUUCGUCGACAAUCUGAUUCUUCAAUAACUAAACAAAGACGUUCUCCAUCAUCUUCUUCAACUUUUUUAAGAAAUUUAAAUGAUUCUCCAAAACAUUCGGUAGAAAUUGUUCAUCAAGAUAUGGUAAUUGAAAAUCCAUUAUCUCCUCGAUCUCCUUUAUCCCCUCUAUCUCCUACAGCGACAAUAUUUGAUAGAAGACGUAGUAAAUUUACUUCUUCUGAUUCUAUAACAAGUAAUAGUGGUGAUGAUGUGAACUCGAGAAGAAAUAGAAGUAAUAGUGGUGAUGAUGUGAACUCGAGAAGAAAUAAUAUUACUGGAUUUAAUAAUUGUGUAUUUGAAGAAUGGUUAUUGAAAAAACCUACUCCCGCUAUUCCUAGACCUGAAAGACUUGAUAGCUAUAGGGAAAGUAUAUGA